Messenger RNA from Magnolia sinica, 916 nucleotides. RefSeq names its product protein NOI4-like. NCBI's taxonomy places the organism in Eukaryota, Viridiplantae, Streptophyta, Magnoliopsida, Magnoliales, Magnoliaceae. The record is from RefSeq and is a predicted model, not a curated record. The transcript has 4 exons. Bases 247 to 633 code for a protein of 128 amino acids.
CCAGCUUAGACAUGUGACAAUAUAAAUCUCUGGCUCCUCUCUCUUUCUUCUCAUUUUUCUUCCUUUUCGAGCUAUUUUCGGAGUAGAAUCCUCCCUCUUUCCUUCUCUCUGUGGAAUUCAUGUCGGAAAAAGCAAGUGGAGUAUGAUCAAAGGGGGGAGCAUCCAAGAAAGCAUGAACAUACAAACCCUCUUGAAGACUUAAAUGCAUGGAAGGGGGAGUGUUCAAAGGAGUGGUAUUGUAGUCGUAUGUUUAGUGUAUGCUCCUUCCACAUCAGCGGACGAAGCUUGUUGUUGGACUGCAGGAUGGUGAGCGGCUCAUGGAGUUCACGAGCAAGGUUGAGGGUGCUUCCAAGUCCAAGUCAAAGUCAGCCAAGCACCCUGAGAAGGGUAAAGCAGGAUAAGGGCCGACCGUUACCGAAGUUUGGUGAAUGGGACGUCAAUGACCCUGCUUCAGCAGAGGGGUUCACUGUGAUCUUCAACAAAGCCAGAGAUGAGAGGAAGACGGGUGGCAAUACCCGUGGGCCUGAAUCACCAGGGAAGGAUGACACCUCCUUUAAACAGGGAGGUUACACCCAGAAACCUAAUACUAAAAAAUGGUUUUGCUGCAUUCAACCCAGUUCUGCUGAGUCUUGAUAAUGCGGCUUCCCCGGAUUCCAAAAGCUUGUAGCAGGGUUGAGCGAUGUUGCCAGAAGUCUGAAGCAUGGUUAUAGAAAGCCAUGGCGGGUUCCGUCAUUUGGUGUGCUGAAACUGCAUUUUAUGAAAAGAAAAAAAGUGGGGAGGGGUGUGAUUUUCUGAUGUAUAUUUUAUAUAUACUUGGUGUCAUUACAAGAUGAGGUCUGUUUCCCUUUUUCCCAUCGUAUUCUCUCGACAUACCUAUCUAUUUGUAUUACUGUUGCAAUGUAUUUGUUCUGUACCA